This is a messenger RNA of Adelges cooleyi (spruce gall adelgid), 1378 nucleotides long. RefSeq names its product translation initiation factor eIF-2B subunit alpha (gene eIF2Balpha). The transcript is spliced from 9 exons. Gene Ontology annotation, biological process: translational initiation. Gene Ontology annotation, cellular component: eukaryotic translation initiation factor 2B complex. The record is from RefSeq and is a predicted model, not a curated record. The coding region runs from base 277 to 1140 and encodes 287 amino acids. NCBI's taxonomy places the organism in Eukaryota, Metazoa, Arthropoda, Insecta, Hemiptera, Adelgidae. Gene Ontology annotation, molecular function: translation initiation factor activity; guanyl-nucleotide exchange factor activity.
ACAAUUCAUUAUUAAGUUUCACAAAUGUCUUAAGUGAUUUUAAUAUAUAAUAUACCUAGUUAUAUUAUAAAUUAUUGUGCUUAUUGAAAUAAGCACAGUGUAAUUUGCACUUUAACAUUUAAAUAAUUUUAAGUUAUCAAUUAACUAUUAGAUAUCGUACUUUGAUUACAUGUUGGAAGAAGAUUAAUUAAAAAUUACGGUCAUAAUAUUCAGAUUUGGUAAUAGGUCAGUGUAUCUCUUUUUUUAACAAAAGUAUUGGAAUAUUUUAAUAACAUUAUGGAAAAAGAACCAAACGUCACUGCUAGUAUAGCAGCGAUAAGCACUCUGAUGAAGCUUUUGGAACUCGAUAAGUCUGAAACUGUCCAAGAACUCGAUGUUAAUUUACAAUCGGCCGUCGAAGUAAUUACAAGAGGUAGUAUAAAGGUGACGGGCGUUUCAUCGGGAUGUGCUUUAUUUAUGCGAUUCAUAACGUUUGCCAAGUUGGACAAUAUUAGUUUUGCAGAAUGUAAAAAAGUAAUGUUGGCUAGAGGCAAAGUAUUCUUAAAGAAACUUACGGAAGCUAGGAACAAAGUAGCCAAGAUCACUCUUCCAUUUAUCGUUGAUGGUGCUAAUAUUUUAACGCAUUCAAAAUCGAGAGUGGUACUCGAAGCCAUGAAACUGGCGGUAGCUACUCAAAAAAGAUUUCACGUGUACGUUACUGAAUCGGCUCCUGACAACAGCGGACAAGAAAUGUACAAAUGUUUGACUGAACUAAAUAUACCUUGUACGUUAAUACUGGAUUCGGCAGUCGGCUACAUAAUGGAAAAAGUAGACAUGGUUAUGGUCGGAGCUGAAUGUGUUGUCGAGAGUGGAGGCAUCAUUAACAAAAUCGGCAGCUGUACGAUGGCUAUUUGUGCGAAAGAAUUUAAAAAGCCAUUUUACGUAUUGACUGAGAGCUACAAAUUUUCCAGAAUGUAUCCGUUAAAUCAAAGAGAUUUGCCCGAUAAUUUCAGAUAUCCAUCAAAAAAUGAUAAAAAUUUGUCAAACUCUCAUCCCAUUGUUGAUUACACGCAUCCGUCAUUCAUAAGCUUAUUGUUUACUGACCUGGGAAUAUUGAUGCCGUCGGCAGUAAGUGACGAACUAAUCAAAUUGUACCUCUAAGCGAAGAAAGUGGAAUAUUUUUAUAAAAGCUCAAAUUUUUUCCAUAAAAAAUAUUCGAUACCACAUACAUUGUAUCCGUAUUUAAGUUGUCUCAAAGGAAUACACACGUUUGAAUUGAUUAUUUGUUGAAACACCAUUAGCCCUAUAUCUUAGUACUUAUAAACGAUUGCAAUUACCAAUGUAAUUUAAUGUAUAUUAUAACAAUAUAAAUUAAAUAUAUCAUAGAUUUAUGUAUAAA